CCAUUAAGCACUUCCGGUGAGACCGGAAGAACCUUUGUUUGUGUUUGUCAAGAUGGCGGCUGGAAUGUACCUAGAACACUAUCUGGACAGCAUCGAGAAUCUUCCAUUUGAACUGCAGAGGAACUUCCAGCUGAUGCGAGAUCUGGACCAAAGGACAGAGGAUUUAAAAGGGCAGAUUGAUUCUCUGGCUCGUGAAUACACAGCAAAUGCUCGGACACUGUCCUCUGAACAAAAGCUGUCAUUGUUAAGACAGAUCCAGCAGUCUUAUGGGAAGUGUAAAGAGUUUGGAGAUGACAAGGUUCAGCUUGCGAUGCAAACUUAUGAGAUGGUGGAUAAGCAUAUCCGGAGGUUGGAUACAGACCUGGCUCGAUUUGAAGCUGACCUCAAAGAGAAACAGAUAGAGAGCACCGAUUACGACUCGACCUCCAGCAAAGGCAACAAGAGUGACCAUCGUGGACCCAAGAAGAAGGAAGUCGCGCGCCCCAAGACAAAGAUCAAGACCUCUGAUGAUGACUGCAGCUCAAAGAGUGGACAGAAGAAAGUCAAACUCACACAAAGCACUGAGUUUACCGCUCCAUCUGUGAACUUUGGGAAUGUGCAUCCAUCAGAUGUGUUGGACAUGCCGGUGGACCCCAACGAACCCACCUAUUGCCUCUGUCACCAGGUCUCAUACGGGGAAAUGAUUGGCUGUGACAAUACAGACUGCUCUAUUGAGUGGUUCCACUUUGCCUGUGUGGGACUGACCACCAAGCCCAGGGGGAAAUGGUACUGCCCAAGAUGUUCACAAGACCGAAAGAAAAAAUAAACACCUGUAAAAAAAAGAUUUCACGGAGGGGGAGUUAGAGGGAGAUGCAAGCAAUGGUUAAAGCUGUUUUAAGGCCCUCCAUAGACACUAAUAUAGAUCUAAUCUCUUCUUAAAUAAUAUUUCAGGUUCAAUACAAGUAAGGCUUAAUAAACAGCAUUUAUGGUAGGGUUGGGCGAUAAAUCGCCUGCGAUUCUCAAGCGUUUCUUAUCAGUAAAGCCGGUGAUUAGUAGUAAAUCGUCAUUGAAUGCUUUCAUGAGAAUUGCAGGCGAUUUAUUGCCCUAAUGUAAGGCAUAAUAUGGAUUACCACUAAAAUUAUUUAUACUCGUCCCAUGUUUAUUUACGAUUUAUGGUUACAGAGAAGCACUUGAAGGAAGUGAAUUGGCCAAAUACACUAAAUACAGCUAUGGGAUGUAAAAUUGGGUGCAUGUGUGUUUAAAUGAUUUCAGUUUGAUAAAAUUGUUUAUCAGCCUUUGAUGUAUCCAAAAUUGCUUUAUCUGUGGUGCAUUUUUAUGGCAAUAUCACACUGAAAGUGUUUUUCUAUAACCUCGUUUUUAUAAAUAAUGGAUGACUUUAAAUAAUUUUUGUAGUAUUUGCCACAAAUGUUGUCGAUUGAUGUAGUCUUGUAUUAAUCCCUUUAAUAUUCCUUUAUUCUGGUGCUUGUCCUCCUUUGUUCCAUCCCUUUCAUCAGUCUGAUUUGUAAAAAAAAAAAAAGAAAAGAAGGGGUGACAGGUAAAAAUGAAGGAGGGGUAGUUAUAACAGUAGCUUAAUUUAUGUGUUCAGUAAUGAAGAUGACUUUUGUUACGGAGUAUUGUUUUUUGUUUAGUUCUUGCAUUUUUAUAUUCUUAUAUUUUCAUUGUUUAUGUGAGGUGUCUGUUAAAACUCAUUUUAAAUAUUGUGAGUCAACAAACUCAGCAGUCAAGUCUAUCAGGGAGCAUAUCAGGAUCUCUUCACGCUUACAUACAGUUUUUCAUUACGGUUGUAUUAUUUGUCAUUGAUAUCUCUCUCGGGUGGCUUUAGUGAUCUUUACGUGAUAUCAACCCAUCCCUUGCUUUUUGUCAUUUCAGUAUUUAUAAAGAGCACGAGUCAAUGUGCCUCACCAGAUGGUUUUAAUUUGACAAACCAGAAUUAACAGAACAUGGGUGCUUCAGUGGGUGUUGUUGAUGUAAAACUACUUUAACUUGACUUACUCGUACACAGAGAAGUACUGUAUACCACACAAAACCUUUCUAGUAUCACCACUUCUGUUUACAUGUUCGCAGAGCCUACAAUGGUGCACUUGAAUACCACAUCUUUCAGGUUUUUCACAACAGUUCAAUGCAGACAUUUUUGGUGCUUUUUGUCAUACACUACUUGGAUCUUAACCGGUCGCAUUUCAGACGACUCUGAUAGACUGUUGUAAAGCAUUAACACCGCAUCAGCAUUAGAUAUUAUAUAUUAGAUCAACAUGAUCGAUUCAAAGCCUGGUCAUUUGGAGCUCUAUUGUAACCUAUAAAUAACAUUUUGUAUAGCUGUAUAUUAGCUAGGGGUGAUUCUUUGCGACUGGAUUUUGGUGCUUAUGAACAUAGUGUGUUUGAAACCUACAGUAACACUUAAUAUCAUUGUAUUAAUUGUGUCACAAAUGUUAAUAUCAUCCUGUAUUUAAAUUUAGUUUGUUUUAAAUAAAACAGUGGCAAGUUAUGUUAAGUCAAUGCUAUUUGAAAUCGUUUCAAAACUUGGUGCUACACGAUGCUUCUUACCAAUUAGUUUUAAAUGAUAAUGAUAUUGUCUUGAUUUAUGAUGAAACUAAGGUUUGUGUCAUGUGACUCUUGCUUUUGUCAAGCUACUUUGUGAAUUGAUGGUUACAGAUAUUCUAGAGUACUGUACUAAUGUCAGAUAUUGGGUCCGGUGUCUUCCAUUCUGAAUAAACAAAAACAUCUAAAAUCCUAA
This is a messenger RNA of Paramisgurnus dabryanus, 2731 nucleotides long. It is a transcript of the gene ing4, whose product is annotated as inhibitor of growth family, member 4. The record is from RefSeq and is a predicted model, not a curated record. Gene Ontology annotation, cellular component: nucleus. Gene Ontology annotation, biological process: positive regulation of apoptotic process; regulation of DNA-templated transcription. NCBI's taxonomy places the organism in Eukaryota, Metazoa, Chordata, Actinopteri, Cypriniformes, Cobitidae.